Messenger RNA from Torulaspora delbrueckii, 1191 nucleotides. RefSeq names its product choline-phosphate cytidylyltransferase (gene PCT1). The coding region runs from base 1 to 1191 and encodes 396 amino acids. The record is from RefSeq and is a predicted model, not a curated record. NCBI's taxonomy places the organism in Eukaryota, Fungi, Ascomycota, Saccharomycetes, Saccharomycetales, Saccharomycetaceae. The transcript has a single exon. Gene Ontology annotation, biological process: CDP-choline pathway. Gene Ontology annotation, cellular component: nuclear envelope. Gene Ontology annotation, molecular function: choline-phosphate cytidylyltransferase activity; phosphatidylcholine binding.
AUGUCUGGUUCGAAGAAAGAGAACUCCUUGAAGAGCAGACUCUCUAGCUCAUCUUUAUCGAAUUUGUUCAAUUUGAAUAAGAAGCGGAAUCGUGAGGAUGAAUCGGAUUCAGAAUCGACCAAUACUACUGAUCAGGAGGGGAAUUCGGAGCAAAAUGAAGUAUCUGUUAAGAAACCACGUAUUUCAGGACCUACAGAGGAACAGGAGCAGAAAUGGGACGCAGAAUUGCCUGAAGAGCUACGUAAAUACAGACCAAGAGGUUACAAAUUUAACUUGCCUCCCAAGAACAGACCCGUGAGAAUUUAUGCAGAUGGUGUGUUUGAUUUAUUCCACUUGGGACACAUGAAGCAACUUGAACAAUGUAAGAAGGCCCUGCCCAAUGUGGUGCUGAUCUGCGGGGUCCCCAGUGACAAAGUUACACACAGACUGAAGGGGUUGACUGUGUUAACCGACAAGCAAAGAUGCGAAAGUUUGAAACAUUGUAGAUGGGUUGAUGAAGUCGUACCCGAUGCACCGUGGUGUGUAACUCCCGAGUUCCUUGCCGAGCAUAAAAUCGAUUAUGUGGCCCACGAUGAUCUUCCGUACGGAAGUGCUGGCAGCGAUGAUAUUUACGCACCAAUCAAGAAAAUGGGUAAGUUUCUUACUACACAGAGAACAGACGGGAUUUCUACGAGUGACAUCAUCACUAGAAUCAUCCGAGACUAUGACAAGUAUCUAAUGCGUAAUUUUGCUCGUGGAGCUACUAGGAAAGAACUGAACGUUUCGUGGUUGAAGAAGAAUGAGCUGGAUUUCAAGAAACAUGUCAACGAUUUUAGAUCAUAUUUCAAGAAGAAUCAGCACAAUCUGAAUAAUGUGUCGAAAGACCUGUAUUUCGAAGUCAGAGAAAUCCUGCUGAGGAAGACUCUAGGUAAGAAAUUGUAUUCUAAGCUUGCAGGCCAAGGUCUAAAUCGAGACAUCAAGGAUGCUAGUCAAAGAGGCCAAAGGCUAAUCCGAGAAAGAUCCCCAGCCAGCGAGUUUGCCAGCAGUUUCACUGGCGAAAAACUUGAGCAGAACGCCAGUACAGACGACCAUGAUUCGGAAGAAGAUCAAAACGAUGACGAAGAGAGCUACUCUGACGACAGCAGUUCCACAAAGACAAGUGAGUCAAAAAGAGCGAAUAGAUCAGCAGUUUCAGUUCAUAAUAAGAGGUGA